ACGUCACGCAGUCAGCUGUUCACUUGUUUAGCUUCUUUUCCUCCCUUCUUUUUUUCUACAUGACGGUCCGCAAACCAUCCUCCUACAAUAUCGGCAUUGAAACUGAAUUUCAUCGUUUUCCAAAAAGAGAACACGCCCUAAUUUCCCUCGAGAAGUUAAACGUACACUUUUCUGCCACAUUGGAGUCGUCUUCCGUCGACAUCGACCGAAGAGGUGCUGCCGAUCCCAGGCCUCCGAUCCACGACGGAAGGAGGGGAAGAGGUCGCUGGGAAUCGGGAUGGAGUCAGCAGUGGGUGCCGGUAGACCGGACGGACCAGGCGGUCCGACAGCCCGAUUUGGAUGUGCCUCGUUCAAUCAGGACUCGACGUCCUUGGCUGUGGGAACAAAGACUGGGUACAAGCUGUUUUCUCUGACCACAGUGGAUAAGCUAGACUGCAUUCAUGAGAGUGAGAUGUCCGAUAUCUGCAUCGUGGAGCGUCUCUUCUCUAGCAGUCUGGUUGUCAUUGUUAGAACCACCACAUCGCAAUGCAUGAACAUCUACCACUUCAAGAAGGGUACAGAGAUCUGCAGCUACAACUACCCCAACAAAAUCCUCGCCGUCAAGCUCAACAGACACAGACUUGUUGUGUGCCUUGAGGAAUCCAUUUAUAUUCAUAACAUCAAAGACAUGAAGCUGCUCAAGACUUUGCUCAACAUUCCGUCCAACCCUUCAGGUCUGUGUGCUUUAUCUACCAAUCAUUCAAGCAACUCCUACAUUGCAUAUCCUGGCAGCGCUACAAUGGGAGAGACUGUAGUUUAUGAUGCCAACAACAUGAGUACAGUGACAAUGGUCCCAGCGCACGACAGUCCUCUGGCAGCUCUUUGCUUCAAUGCCUCAGCAACUAAACUUGCCAGCGCAUCAGAGCGGGGCACUGUAAUCCGAGUGUUUUCCAUUCCUGAAGGUUUACGUCUGUUUGAGUUCCGUCGUGGCAUGAAGAGGUACGUCAACAUAAGCUCUUUGUCCUUCAGCCCAGAUGCCCAGUUCCUCUGUGCUUCCAGCAACACAGAAACGGUACAUAUCUUUAAGCUGGAGCAAGUUGGACAAAGUGGUGAGGAGAGUGCCACUUGGUCAGCCUAUGUGGGAAAGAUGUUCACAGCAGCCAGCAGCUACCUACCUGCUCAGGUGUCUGGUAUGAUCAGCCAGGACCGCGCCUUUGCCACGGUUCAUCUUGUCACGUCAGGCCAGAGGAACGUCUGUACGCUGGCCACGAUCCAGAAGCUUCCACGUUUGCUUGCCGCCACUGCCGAUGGACACCUUUUCAUCUACAAUGUGAAUCCACAAGACGGAGGAGAGUGCAUAUUGGCGCACAGUCACAGACUUUUUAGUAAUGACCUGGAUGAGGGUGAUCAAGUGACACAGGGAUCGAACAUUACAAUGCCAGCACAGGCAUGUCCGUCUUAUGCUGCAACUGUUGCUUUACCAGCUUCUGGUCCUAUCACAGCAACUCUUACUGGCUACUCCGAAGAUGGUGGUGCAAAGAACGGGGAAGUAAUCCCAGAACACGAGUUUGCCGCUGGACCCGUGUGUUUGGAUGAUGAGAACGAGUUUCCUCCUGUGAGCAUCCAGAAGUGCUAACUAAGCAAGUUCCUGUAGUAAUAAAUCCGAUCAACUGGUGCCGUGAUGAGACUGGAGCUGGCCAAGGGGGGCGCUUGUGGUGAUUAAAGGUCACGUUCAAGCCCAAGCAAGCGAGAACACAGAACACUUUUCAUGAGGCUAAGUUACUUUUUCUUUCUAUAAUAAAAAUAGUAGAGACUAGUGACUUAGUGUUGAUGGGAACAAGGCACUAGUAGUUUACACAUUCCCUACACAACUCCAGAAAUGUGGCCUUACGGUAAAUGUGUUAGAAAACAGUGCUAUAAUGAUAUAAAUCAGAAUUUUUUCAAAGUGCCCUCAAACGUUCUCCAAACCUACAAUACCAACCAUGAGACUAGAGGAGGUUUAAGAGUUCUUUUCCAUGUAGAUCGAAACGGAAGCAGGAAGUUUAUGCUUAAAGUUAAACUGUCACCUCAGGGGGUAUGUUAUUGAAAUGAAUGAUAAAUUGAUUGAUUGGACUUCAGUAAGCCUGGAGAUGUAGUACUUUGUUGUUGUUGUAAAAUAAACCAAAACAGAGCAAAUACACAGUUUUAAUCUCAAUACAAAUCUUCCGCUGUUGGAUAUGAUGUCAAAGUCUGUAUCCGGAGGCAAAGGGCAGUGGCGUGGUAAGUGGGGUGCUGAGGAAGCUGCAGCACCCCCUGGUGUUGGGGAGGAAAAAGUUUUGGUAGAUUGUUUUCAAUAAAUAAAAACAAUUUAAUUUAAUACAUAAAUAUAUUGUAACAAUAGAACAUUUAACUCUGGAGAUACGAUAUAUAUAUGUCGAUUUUUUAUUGUAGCGUUUUAGCAGUUUUUUUUUCCAAGCAAUUCAAUCGUUUUUAUCAGAACAAUGGUUAAAUAAGUGUUGUGUGAGGAACAAUUUUUAAUUCUUGUUGUGUAUGAAAUUGCUCCAACUCGAGCAAGCCUCUAUAGAUUUCUAUCAGACCGAGCGGCGAGAGCCGAGUAGAUUGAGCACAUUGAGAAAGUGGAGCGGAUCGGACAAGCUUUAGCCAGUUGAUGGCCUGUAGCCAAAAGUGCCUGUCCAAAGUCCAAAAAUCACGGUUUUAAUAUUUCCAAAAGAAUUAUUUGUUUUUCAAUCCUUAUGUUUUCUUUUGUGUAGAAUCAAGAGGCAUAAAUGUAAGAUUAUACAAUUCGUUAUACCCAGUAGACGCAUGAGAUCUGAUGGAAAUUUAGCGAAACCUAAUGCUUCCGUGUCGGGCUCCCUCUCUUUCUCUCACACAUUCUCACUUUCUCUCACACACACUCUCACAAAUGGUGAUUCUGUUUUUUGCAACCUACUUCCUCUUCUAACCUACUUUCAAUUUCAUAUUUCGACUCGUCACACCAUGAAGUCGCAAAGUCUCGACUACUGUUUCCCAUUGACUCAUAUGCCCCCUGCCAGAAUCCUUAUCAAAUUAGUCAUCUGUUUCAACUAUGCCGAGAUAAACCGCAACGAAAAAUAUUUUUAUUGCACAAUUUAAUGAGUCGUGGAUCGGUGUGUCUUUAUAAUUGAUUUUUGAAUACCUAUUGAUAAGAUUCAAUCAUUUAAUCAAUGUGGAAAAAAUUGUGACAACGGGCCAUUAAGUAUUUAAUGAAUAUUUGAGGUGCAUGCAGGGACAGCAAUAUAAUCAUAAUCUUCAAAGCUCUAUUACUUGACAGCUAUUUUAUUAAGAUGUAUUAUUCUAGAAACAUUUAUUUUUAGUUAACUCAUGAUAACAUAUUUCAUUUUCAACUGGUGUUUUAUUAUACUUUGUUAUGAGAUAUGUGUUGAUGUCCUGCAUACAAGUAAGGAAAUGUGUAUGUACUGUAUGUUGUUUGUGACUGAUAUUAGUUAUCUAACAAAGCAAAGAGUUUUGCGGAUUGCACAAGACAAAAUCAAAUGAAUCAAAUAAACAAGGAAAGUGAAGAAACUAGUGAACUGGAUUUUGUUUCAUUAUUAUCUUUCAACCAAAUGUGUUAUACAAACAUUACAAUUUUGGUUCGUUUCGUUAAGUGCCUGGUUCGG
Molecule: messenger RNA, 3614 nt
Organism: Corythoichthys intestinalis (scribbled pipefish)
Lineage: Eukaryota; Metazoa; Chordata; Actinopteri; Syngnathiformes; Syngnathidae
Product: WD repeat domain phosphoinositide-interacting protein 1-like
Exons: 13
Coding region: 278-1615 (445 amino acids)
Biological process (GO): autophagy of mitochondrion; nucleophagy; protein lipidation
Cellular component (GO): cytosol; extrinsic component of membrane; phagophore assembly site membrane
Molecular function (GO): phosphatidylinositol-3,5-bisphosphate binding; phosphatidylinositol-3-phosphate binding; protein binding
Source: RefSeq, a predicted model, not a curated record